AUGCCUAAUCCACAAGACUACAAUUUAUCAGAGGGGGCCCUCGAGACCAUACUGUCGGGCGGCGAUUACCCCAGCGCUGUAAUGCAAGUACUCGGCAAAAAGCUCAUUCACUCUGGCGCAGGGGACAAGGAACGAGUCAGAAUCCUGCUCUCUGAUGGAAAACACACAUUUUCCUACGCCAUGCUAACAACACAAGUAAACGGCCGAUUAGGCCCGAACGGUAUCGAAGACAAUGGCAUAAUAAGAAUCGAGAAAUACAUCACGAGCAUGGUCAAUAACUCCACAGGACAAGCGCGUGUCCUGUUGAUUCUCGAAGCGGAUCUCGUGGUUGCCGGAAGCGAGGUCAAGGGGAAAAUAGGAACACCGGAGCCCUGGACCGAUAAGGGCACUGCCAAUAGCUCGAGUUCCCGAAUAAACGGUGCCCCGAAGAAAGUCGAAACUCCCAGCAAAGUUGUCGAUUCUCCUGUUAUAUCGAAACCGAUUAGCAAAGUAUCAAUGGAUACGAGCAUGAACUUCGAUGGUUCUCUGAUCCACCCCAUAUCAAGCUUAACACCCUAUCAAAACAGGUGGGUGAUACGAGCGAGAGUCACCGGCAAGACGCCCGUUAAAACCUGGUCGAAUUCGAGGGGAGAAGGAAAAUUGUUCAGCUUCGAUCUACUCGACGAGAGCGGGGAGAUUCGUUGCACGGCCUUCCGGGAUCUCGUCGAUAAGUUCCACGAUUUCCUGCAGGUGGACAAAAUCUAUUACAUCUCGAAAGGCCAAUUAAAAAUGGCCAACAAACAGUUCUCCACCCUCAAGCACGAAUACGAAAUAACAAUCAACAACGAUACCCAAAUACAGGAGUGCAAAGAUGUAAAAGACUCUGAUAUACCGCAAGUACAGUACAAUUUCGUGCCCUUUGAUAAAAUUCCCGAACUAGAAGUAGGCACUAUUAUAGACGCCAUCGGUGUUGUGAAAUCCGUGGGAGAAUUAAUAACAUUCCAAGCGAAAAGUACCCAACGUGAAUUGAAGAAAAAAGAUGUCACUUUAAUCGAUCAAUCCAGCACAACAAUCGAUUUGACUCUAUGGGGUGCUGAUGCGGAGAACUUUGACGCCCCGAAUAAUCCCGUUGUCGUGGUAAAAGGGGCGAAAAUCAACGAAUUCGGCGGGGGAAAGUCGUUGAGUACUCUCGUCAGCAGCAACAUGUCCCUGAAUCCCGAAAUAAAGGAGUGCUACAGGCUCAAGGGCUGGUACGAGAGGGAAGGUGGCGCUGUCGAAGCGAAAAAUCUAAGCGCUCGAAGCGGUAACGUCGCCAGCAAAUGGAUGACUUUCAAGGAAGUAAAAGACCAAAAAUUAGGCCAGUCCGAAAAGGGUGAUUAUUACCGAACUGUGGGCACAAUUCUCAUUAUUAAAGCGGAGAAUUUCCUUUAUCAAGCUUGCCCGUCAGCGGAAUGUAACAAGAAAGUGUUGGAUAUGGGAAAUGGAAUGUACAAAUGCGAGAAAUGCAAUAGAGAAUAUCCCAACUUUAAACACCGAUUCCUGGCCAGUAUAAACGUAGGAGACAACACGGCUAACCAGUGGAUGACGUUGUUCCAUCCAGAAAUAGAGAAAAUCUUGGGCAUGACUGCCGAGGAAGUUGGUCAGCAAAUUGAGAAUAAGGAAGAGAUUAAUAAUAUCAUCGAAAGGGCGACCUUCAGAGAAUUAAUCUUCACUUGCAGAGCUAAAAUUGAAACCUACAAUGAUGAGGCCCGGUUGAAAACAGUUUGCAUUAGAAUCGAACCGAUAGAUUACGAAGAAUAUAAUCAAUACCUUGUUGACCAAAUUCAACAGUUGACGGGUUAA
Phyllotreta striolata is the source of this 1821-nucleotide messenger RNA. Lineage: Eukaryota; Metazoa; Arthropoda; Insecta; Coleoptera; Chrysomelidae. The record is from the annotation of a GenBank genome assembly.